AUGGCCUUUGAGUUCAGCCUGUUCAGCGUGCUUGCCUGCCUGUGCCUGGUGGUGUCAGCUGCGCAAAUUUCUUUGGGAGCUGUGCUUUGCCUACUUAUAGUGGCGGGGCUGGCCAUUCGUGCCUAUGUGGGUGUCCCUCCUACACUGAAAGGCAAUAUGCUCCCUCGGCGAUACGGCGGCAAACGCUUUGAGCUGAUCGCAAUGCCCGUGAACCACUUUGGUGAGAAGGUUCGCUUCUGCUUGGACCUGCUUGGUCUCCCCUAUGAAGAGACCACAUACUGCGGCAUUUUGAACAUCCUUCUCUUCGGUCAGUCGGUGCCACAACUGAACGACAGGCAAAGCUGCAGCCACAUCGGCAAUUCCGACGAAAUCUUGCGAUACCUAUAUGGCUUGUACUCCGCAAGCAACAAGGCGGCAGAGGCAUUCCUCAAGCAGACGGAAGCAACCCUUGAAUGGGAGCUCGUCUUGAACAAACUGGGCCAUGCAAUCCAGGGCUGGGCAUACUACUACCUGCUUGGCAAGGGAUUCUCAAGUGAGUUCGCCUUGGUUUGCUGGGGCGUGUACGACGAGAAAUGCCCCCUCGUACAGCGAUGCCUGAUGAAAGCCUGCACUGCGCCGGUCAAAGCCUUCAUGCGCUCGGCCUUCAAGCUGGAUCGUUCGUCUCUGCGAGAUGAGCGCAAAGCCAUCAUAGACGAGGCCUUGACGCGCGUUGAUGCGGCAGUUGGUCCCGAUGGUAAGGGAUACAUCGUGGGGGACCAGUUAACCUAUGUCGACAUCACCUUUGCUUCUCUCGUGGCCCCCCUUAUGGCCAAUGGCUUCCUCUUUCAGGACCCUUGCCUUUGGGCCCGUGGGCGCUUUCGCUCUUUUGCAGAAGCCGGCAACCGUGGCACAGCCAGAACUCUGCCCCCCGAGGUUCAGGUGUUCGAGCAGGAUCUUGCACGCAGGCCAUGUGGCAAGUUCGUCACUCGCAUUUACAACUCGUACCGGAGCAAGAUUUUAUGA
This is a messenger RNA of Symbiodinium natans, 1002 nucleotides long. Lineage: Eukaryota; Dinophyceae; Suessiales; Symbiodiniaceae. The record is from the annotation of a GenBank genome assembly.